Messenger RNA from Funneliformis geosporum, 231 nucleotides. The record is from the annotation of a GenBank genome assembly. NCBI's taxonomy places the organism in Eukaryota, Fungi, Glomeromycota, Glomeromycetes, Glomerales, Glomeraceae.
AUGAAAAUCAUAAAUUGGCACAAUGUUGGAACAUGUUAUGAUGAAGGACAUGGUAUUAUAAAAGAUGAAAAUUGGUUUUCGUUAGGAAUUGGUAUUGAAAAAAAUUUUCAAAUGGGUAUGGAUUGGCUUAAAAAAGGUGCAAAUAAUGGUAAUAUCUUUACCAUUAAUUGUCUUGGUCUUGAUUAUAGAAGUGAGAAUGCAGUUUUUGAAAAUCAGCUGAAGGAAGUUUGA